AUGACAGGGGCCCUGCGCGAGGGCCCGCUGCAGCCGGAGCCGGCGCCGCGGAGUGCGCCGCGCCGCUCCUCGCUGCCGACGCUGGGAGCGCAGGCCAGGCAGGUGCCCGGGCCCGGCCUGGAGCCGGGGUCCACCGAGCGCUGCAGACAGCUGGAGCUGGAGGUGUUACGCUUGAAGCAGGAGAACGCUGCACUCCAAGCGCGCCUAGAGGCGCCUGCGGCUCGGCCGGCGCCGGCGUCCGAGCCGGCGACAGUCCCAGGCGCCGAUUUCAUCCAAGCGAUGCCGGCAUCGACUCCGACACGAAAGUCGUUGAAAGCUGCUGGCUACGCGGAGGAGACUGAGCCGGUAGGCGAGAAGAAGGAACUUUGGUCCAAAGCCAGGUGCGCGGUGCAGGCCACCGCCGCGAUCUCGGCGCCGCCGGAGGACCGGCGCCAGCUGCGGCGGGACCUGAAGGUGGAGCGCGCCCAGCGCCGGCGCCUGGAGCGGGAGCUGGCGGCGCUGCGGGGGGAGCUGGCGAAGUGCGAGAGCAUUGUGGAGCAACUCAUGGAGGAGAUAGAAGAUCAGUGUCGCCACGCCCCCAGUGACGGCUGUCCCUGA
Molecule: messenger RNA, 597 nt
Organism: Effrenium voratum
Lineage: Eukaryota; Dinophyceae; Suessiales; Symbiodiniaceae
Source: the annotation of a GenBank genome assembly